Molecule: messenger RNA, 618 nt
Organism: Magnolia sinica
Lineage: Eukaryota; Viridiplantae; Streptophyta; Magnoliopsida; Magnoliales; Magnoliaceae
Exons: 4
Coding region: 1-618 (205 amino acids)
Source: RefSeq, a predicted model, not a curated record
AUGAUAAAGGAGCGGUUCAAGGAUUACCGCAGUAAGUUACACCGGCAAUACAAGCAGUGCAUGAGCCACGAGGAGGCCGUACAGUCCGCACCGCUGCACGUGACCGAUUGUGAUAGGUUUUCGUCUGAUUCUUUUCAGAAGAGGAGUAAAAUAAAUUCUGACAAUAGAGGAAUGUUAGAAGUGAACCACGUAGCUGGUUCAAAGUCAUUUGUACGACUUCGUCACGACAUGCGAGAUUCCGUCACUGGCCAGGAGCCCGGACCAGUAAACUUCUACAAAGGGACUCACUGUCGGCAGUCGACAGGAUCUUGGGUACAUCAUAGAGCCAGCGAGAUUUGGGAGGAGAUGAACACCUUACGCAGUCAGCCCACUCCCGAUGGUACUCAGCGGAGUGAGCAAGAGAUCCUGAGUCAGGUGCUUGGCAUCCGUUCUAGAUAUGUGUGUGGGUUUGGCCAUGGUGCCAAGCUCAUGGCACCCGCUAAAGCUGCCUCCAGCCGAUUCAUCGUCGUUGGCGACAGUACCGUACGCCGAGCUGAUACUGCAGAGAGAGAGGUUCAGCAGUUACGGGUUGUCGUCGAUGACAUCAAAAAUCAGCUGGACAGACAGAGGGAGGAGUAG